Messenger RNA from Phasianus colchicus (ring-necked pheasant), 1097 nucleotides. Lineage: Eukaryota; Metazoa; Chordata; Aves; Galliformes; Phasianidae. The record is from RefSeq and is a predicted model, not a curated record.
UUCUCGCCCCUCCCCACGGGGCGCGUGCGCAGAGGAGGGAAAGCGGCGCCGCCAGGCGGCGGCGAGCCCUCCAGUCCUCCGGCCCGCCGGGGGGCGCCGUGGGGGAGGAAAGUACGAGCGAGCCGCAGCCCCGGCCGCGCCGUUCAGCCCGCGCGCAGCCGCCGCUCGGUUCUGCCUCCGCCUCGCGGGAGCCGCCCGAAGGCCCGAACGCCCCUACCCAGCCCCGCGCGGCGCAGCGCCCGCCGCCAUGCCCAAGAAUAAAGGUAAAGGAGGUAAAAACAGACGACGAGGUAAGAAUGAGAACGAGUCAGAAAAAAGAGAGCUGGUGUUCAAGGAAGACGGGCAAGAAUAUGCCCAGGUGAUCAAGAUGUUAGGCAAUGGAAGACUGGAGGCAUUGUGUUUUGACGGUGUGAAGAGGUUAUGUCAUAUCAGAGGGAAACUAAGAAAAAAGGUUUGGAUAAAUACUUCUGAUAUUAUAUUGGUUGGCUUACGAGACUACCAGGAUAACAAAGCUGAUGUUAUUCUAAAGUAUAAUGCAGAUGAAGCCAGAAGUCUGAAAGCAUAUGGGGAGCUUCCAGAACAUGCUAAAAUCAAUGAAACAGACACAUUUGGUCCCGGAGAUGAUGAUGAAAUCCAGUUUGAUGAUAUUGGAGAUGAUGAUGAAGAUAUUGAUGAUAUCUAAUUUGGAACAGAGGUUUACAUUCCAACUUUCUUCCUCCAAGGAUUGUUCUACAUUGAUAUUUUGAUUAUUUUUUGGGUGAAGUACCUUUCUUUUAAGAAGACUGAAAAUUCUUGGCUGGCUCUCAUCUUCAGGGCAAUCAAAUGUGCCUGGGAAAGCUGCACCCCCAGAUGGUGAUGUUGGUUGUUCAUAUCCAUGGAAAUGCAGACCUGAAAACGUUUUUGGGAGGAGAGAGCAAGAGGAACACCACAAUUCUCAUGUUUCAUGGACUGCCUGUGAAGCAUUUUUGAAAAAAUUACAACUCUGUGGUUUUGAAACUGAUUUUGUUAGUAGCCAUCAACUUAGUUGUCAGAAGAGAUGAGAUCCAGACUGUCACUUCCUGAGAUGAAUAAACAGCCUUCUACGAGGAGACCACUUU